UGUUCGUUCAAAACCGGAUAGUGAAUAUGAUUAUUCAAAACUACAAUAAAUUUAAUUUUGACUGAGUAAAUUUAAAAAAAAAAAUCAAAAGUGAUUAUGUGGGAAAUACGGAAACAAUUACUGUUUUUAGUGAAGGAACAAAUACAGUGAUCAUUAGCAGGAUUUAGGACACGUUGUACAAAAACGAACGCCUAAUACCAAAAGAAGAAUACUUAUUGGGAAAACAUUUUUCGUAAUUCUUGCCAAAUAAGAUGAACUUGUUACUGCUGCUAGCGUUGCUAGCCGUGCAAUCGUAUCCUAGGAUCAUCUUCGGGGCGCGAAUAUUGGCGAUAGAAUCGUAUGGAAGUAAAAGCCACUGGCAGUACAUGAAGUCCAUACUAGACUUGUUGGCGGUCCGGCACCAGGUGACGGCCAUCACGCCACUGCCCACCGGCGACCGAGAAAAUUACACGGAAAUUGACGCGUCGCGGGUGUUUCCUAUCUACCCAUUGACAGACGUAAUGGAAAUGAUCGAGCAGUUCGGAUCGGCGAUGAACUUGCUGCCGCCGUUGCCGGAGCGCAGCCACGAGCGCGACAUUUGCGACGCUUUCUACGACUUUGCACCGAUCAGAGACCUAAUAAACCGCGGUGCCGAUGGACGGUACGACGUAGUUCUGCUUGAGCCGUUUUACUCACCGUGCCUGUCGUACCUGGCGCACAAGAUGCGGGUGCCUGAAAUCUAUGCGAUCCCCUCGUCGAUGAUCACGGCCAUGGAGUCAAUGUUAUUCGGCACCGGGCCCAACCCGUCGUACGUGCCACAUCUUCUGUACAACGGAGCGGUCAUGGACGGCUUCAUGCAGCGGCUGACCAACGUUGCGCUGUUCGCGUACAUCAAAAUCGUGCUAUGGCUGACCAACGUCCGAAUGAUUUACCGAGAACCGAGACCCUACGACAUGGCCGACAUCCGGCACAAACCAUCGUUGGUGUUUAUCAAUACACAUUUCAUCACCGAAUCGCCGCGACCGUUCCCAGUCAAAAUGAUACAGAUCGGAGGCAUCCAUCUGCAGCCACCCAAAGUGUUACCGGAAGACAUAUUAGAAUUUAUUGAAAAUUCGCCACAUGGAGUAAUAUACUUUACAUUUGGAUCAGUGUCAUCAAUGGCAACAUUGCCAAAACACAUUCUACAAACAUUUAUUGAAGUGYUUGCACAAGUUCCUCAAAGAGUAUUGUGGAAGUAUGACGGUGAAAUUAGUGACUUACCUAAAAAUAUCAUGACCAGAAAAUGGUUCCCACAACGGGAUAUUCUUCUUCAUCCAAAUGUAAAGUUAUUCAUAAGCCACGGUGGAAUAGCUGGAGUGUAUGAAGCUGUAGACGCUGGAGUUCCAAUUCUUGGAUUCCCUCUUUUUUAUGACCAACCAAGAAAUGUGGGUAAUUUAGUGGACGCGGGAAUGGCGUUAUCGAUGGACUUAUUGACUGUUAAUAAAAUUGAGUUUUUGGAAAAAAUUAACAUGCUUUUAAAUGAUAAAAAGUUCUCUAUCCGUGCAAAAAUCGUUUCGAAACACUUCAAGGAUCGUCCACUUCCGCCAUCAGAAAUGGUGAACUAUUGGUUUGAAUAUGUACUUCGCCAUAACGGAGCUUCCCAUUUGAACUCUAAAGCUUUUAAUCUGACUUGGUACCAAUACUUUUUGUUCGAUAUAAUCACUGUUGUAGUUAUACUGCUUGUUAUUUUUGCUUACUUGACGUUUAUUCUAUUCCGUUGGUUUCAAUAUUAUACAUUAAAGUUGUAUAAACUAAACCAAAGUCACAUUACUGUUAAGAAAUAGGUAGUUGAUAAUUAUAGAUCAAGAAAAAAUGUAUUAAUGUUUUUUAAGUUAUAUAGUCUAAAACCUAAAUGCGUUUAAUUUUCCUUAUAUUUUUUUAAACAGUCCAAAGAUAAUGUUCAUUAAAUUAUCUAAAAUAUCGAAUUAGGUCUUUGAGUACUCAUUUUUACAAUCUGACGCACAAAAAGUGAGCGUUUCAUGAAACUAAUUUUCAUUGGAUGUUAUCAAAAUAAUUGGUGCAUUUUUUUAAAUAUUGUACAUAUUAUACUCUUCCAUAGACUUUAUACUAUAGAUACUACACAUAAUAUAACUAUACCUUAUCCCUUUAUACCAUAUACUUUAACUCAUAUAUCAUACAGAUAUACCUAAUACCAUAUAUCAUACAAUAUAUUCCUUAUCCCAUAGAUUCUUUCAGUGGCGCACCCAAGGGAGGGCUUUGGGGC
Molecule: messenger RNA, 2242 nt
Organism: Diuraphis noxia (Russian wheat aphid)
Lineage: Eukaryota; Metazoa; Arthropoda; Insecta; Hemiptera; Aphididae
Product: UDP-glucosyltransferase 2-like
Molecular function (GO): UDP-glycosyltransferase activity
Source: RefSeq, a predicted model, not a curated record